Molecule: messenger RNA, 2181 nt
Organism: Apis cerana (Asiatic honeybee)
Lineage: Eukaryota; Metazoa; Arthropoda; Insecta; Hymenoptera; Apidae
Gene: S6KL
Product: ribosomal protein S6 kinase like
Biological process (GO): protein phosphorylation
Molecular function (GO): ATP binding; protein serine/threonine kinase activity
Source: RefSeq, a predicted model, not a curated record
UUUUCUAUUAUUUACUUUUUUUGCUUUCCUGUUUUGCGCUCAAGAAAUGACACCGAUAUCUUAUUAACUUUAUUGUCUUCUUUGCUUAAUCUAUUGAUUAAAAAUCUUAAAUAAUAAAAUAGAAUCGGACUCAAUUUUUUUAUAUUGUAUGAUUUAUAACUUAACAUAUUAUUAAAAUAGUUUUCAUAAAUAUAGAUUGUUUACAUUAUAUGCUAGUUAUAUGCAAAAGAUAUAUAAUAUAUAUAAUAUAGAUAUUGUGUGUCAUCCAUUAGUCACGUGAUAUCUUAUUCGUUAUUUUAAUUUCUAAUAAUUUAAACCACAUAUUAGUACUGAAUAGAAUAAUAUUUCUUUUAUCUUUUUCUUUCUUAUGUAAAUAAAAAAAUUAAUUUAUUAUUACGUUCGAAUGGGUAAUUCUACCUCAAAAAAUAAUUAUCACAAUAAUCAGAAGUAUACUAGUCAGUACAGUCUUAGUGAUAUAAUUGGUGGAAGUUGUAUUGGAUCAACACAGUCUUCACAGAAAGAAAUUAAAUCAUGGUCUCGUGCUUCUUGCAGAAGCUGGAGCGAAGGCACAUUAAAUGACCCAUUAGGUACUUCAAAGACAUCAUGGCCUGUAUCGCGUACUCAGGCUAUGUUUCUUCCAGAAUUUCAAAUAAAACAAAUACCUUUACAACAUGCUUAUACGUUUAUAAGCGUAAUAGCCAAAGGAGCUUAUGGAAAAGUAUAUAAAAUUCAAAAACAAGAUACUGGACAAUUUUUUGCUUUAAAAAUAAUCAAUAAAGCAAAAGUUGUUGCUGAAAAUGGUAUAAUGCAAGCUAAACAAGAAGUGUCUAUACAGAGAUUAGUUGGUCACCAUCCAUUUAUAUUAGAUUGUUCUCAUAGAUGGCAAGGAAGAAAAACAUUGUAUAUAUUAACUAAUUUUAUUGGGGGAGGAGAAUUAUUUUCAUUAGUCGAACAAUGUGGUUCUUUGCCAGAAAAUAUAGUUAGAAUAUAUAUAGCAGAAAUUGCUUUAGCAAUUGAUUUUUUGCACAAUGCUGGUGUAGUACAUAGAGACAUAAAAGCUACAAAUGUUUUAUUAGAUGAAGAAGGUCAUGCUGUAAUUAUUGACUUUGGUCUUGCAAAAUGGUUAAAUCACACAGAAAGAACACAUACACUUUGUGGAACUCCAGAAUACAUGGCACCAGAAAUAUUCAAUAGACAAUAUUAUGGUCAAGAAGUUGAUUGGUGGUCAUUGGGAGUAUUGGCUUGUUUUAUGUUUACAUAUCAGUACCCGGCCAACGCGUCCAGUGAACUUUUGCCAGAGAACAGAACUAAUACUAGUUCCGCACCACCUGGUACUCUACCAUCGAACGCGGAAAAUAUUUCACCAGCUGCGAAGGAUCUGUUGAAACGACUACUACAACCGGAUCCUUGCUUGAGGUUGAGGUCUCUGUUAAGUCUACAGAGGAUUGCUUUCUACAUGGGUUACGAUUUGCACAGUUAUAUGCAAAAGAAGGAAUCUCCGUUCCGUCUGCUAGGACGAAAAGUCGAAAUUGAACAGGAGAGAAGGAUCAAAGAAUUCUCCACGUUCAAUUCCUCUUUGGCAGACAGUAUAUCUCGCGGCGAAGAUCGAUGAUCUGAUCAAUGUGAUUGUUAUUAGCAACAUUGUCUUUAGUCACUUCAGCUAAUGCCAUUUAUUUUGGCCAAAAAAAUGUUCCCUAGUUACUUUUUUAUUUUAUUUUAUUUUAUCUUUUUUAAUGUACGUUAGCUUGUUGCUCGUCGUAGAUUUAUAUCGAGCAACGUCGUCGAUGCCAUCCAUUACUUUUUAAGCGAAUCAAUAUGGAUUUUUAAACUCUUUAUAGAUUACUUUAUAAUUCGAAGAUCGAUAUAUUUUUUUAACUAUAUAACUCGUUGUAAAAUACGAAUCUCUUUAUCCUCUGGUGCUAUUUUUUGAAGAAAAUUGUUGCGAAGAAUUCAGAGGUUUUUUUAUCGUAUAUUUUUAAGAAUAAAUUGCGAAGCUUUUGUACCGUGAAAGAAAAAUGUUUAAUGCGUCAAUGUGCGGUUGUAGCUUCUGUGUGCAGUGUUGUACUGCUUUAUACCACCUCAUCGUUGUGAUAAUGCAUCGUGUGAAAAUAAAAAUAAAACACAUGAAAGUAAAAUGUAUCCAAUUAUAAUAUAAAAAUAAAAUAUCUUUAUGAAUGUGCA